Closterium sp. Naga37s-1 is the source of this 1569-nucleotide messenger RNA. The record is from the annotation of a GenBank genome assembly. NCBI's taxonomy places the organism in Eukaryota, Viridiplantae, Streptophyta, Zygnematophyceae, Desmidiales, Closteriaceae.
AUGGAUUGUUAUUCACCCACCAAGCUAAUCCGAACCAAAUCCCUCUCCUUCCACCCUUCUGCAACCACCUUCAACCCGCUCCCCUUCCGGGACCUAACCCUUCCCGCCUACUCGCUCAUCUCCUCCCCGCACUCCCCCUCGCGCUCCCCACCGCGCUCCCCGUCGCGCGGCGUUUCCCCGGGUUCCGCGGAACCCAUGUCCGCGGACGCCUUCUCCGCCGCGCCGUUCGGCUCCCCGUACCACUCUUCCGCCUCUGUCAGCGCAACCUUCCCCGCGAGCUCCCCCGCGUCCCCGUUCCCCGCGCCGUCGUGCGCGUCCGCGUGCUUCUUCCCCGCGGCGGGGGCUCCUCCUCCCCCACGGCCUCCGCUUCCCGCUCCGCUUCCGCCUACGCUUCCGCUUCCGCCGCCGCGGCAGGUGGACUGCCGGCGCAUGAACCCGCCCCUAGGGCGGCUGAUUUCGCGCCUGUGCGGGUUCCAGUCGGGGAUAAUGCAGCGCCGCCAGCACGUGUUCGUGAUGCACCACGGGGAGCGCGCGGACGCCGCCGACCCCCUGUGGGCGCGGAGAGAGGGCGCGGAGCGCGCGUGGGACCCGCCGCUGUCGGAAUGGGGGAAAUACCAGGCCUAUGAGGUGGGCAUGAGGCUAAGGCAGGAGGGGUGGGGAGUCACGCGCAUAGUGUGUGCGCCGUACCUGCGCUGCGUGGAGACAGCCCUUGAACUGCUGCUCGCCCUCACUGACGCACAACCCCUUCCACCUUCCUCCUCCUCUGCUCCCACCGCUGCUGCUCCUGCUGGUGCUCCCGCCGCUGCUGCCUCUGCUGCUGAUUUAGCUGGUGCUGCUGGUGGUAGCAAUGGUGGCAGCUUUGGCGCCAGCAGCAGCAGCCGAAUCAGCAGCAUGGUACCGGGGGGGAGUAGCUUCCUCUCCUCCUUCUUCUCCUCGCGCUUCCGGCGCAGCAAUCUGGGUGGUCGCCAGGCCGCCACUGCUGUCACCACUGGUGGUGGUGGUGGUGCAUCUGCUGGUGGUGGUGUUGCUGGUGGUGUUGCCAGUGCUGGCAGCGGUGCUGGAGUGUCCAGGUCUGCAUCUGCACGCCAGCAGCACCUCAUGCGACGAAGACAGCCGAGCCUGGCGCUUCCUCCGGACCGCAAGCGCAAGUUCGGCAUGUGGGACGGGGCAUGGCAGGGCGCGGGGGGCGUGGGGGGGGAGCUGCGCGUGGCAGUGCAUUACGGGCUGCAUGAGGUGGUGAGGCAAGGGGAGGGAGGUGCAGAGGGUGCGGCAACAGCAGCUGCAGCAGCAGCGGCAGCACCAGCAGCAGCUGCAGCAGCAGUGGAGCUUUUUGCACACAGCAGUCCUGCUGCCUCGCUGGCACCUCGCGAUUGGCUGGAAGGCAUGUUUCCGCCAGGCUCAGUGGACAGGAUCUUGCCAGUUGUCACUGGAUCAGCAGCUGCUGCUGCUGACGUGGCACUGCCAGGCUGGCCUGAGGAUGUGGAGGAGGCAGCAUUGCGGCUGCUGCGGUCAAUUGACCACGUGGCAGAGCAGGUGGGCAGAGGGAGGGGACAGGUGGGCAAAAAGUAA